CGCGGUGCCUCUCGUCUGCGGCUUCCUCUUGGCAACAGCUUUAGGCCAAAUGAAUUUCACAGGAGACCAGGUUCUUCGAGUCCUGGCCAAAGACGAGAAGGAGCUUUCGCUUCUUAGGGAUCUGGAGGGCCUGAAACCCCAAAAGGUGGACUUCUGGCGUGUCCCAGCCAGACCCAGCCUGCCCGUGGACAUGAGGGUUCCCUUUUCUGAACUGAAGGACAUCAAAGCUUACCUGGAGUCUCACGGCCUUGCCUAUGACAUCAUGAUAGAGGACAUCCAGGUUCUGCUGGAUGAGGAGAGAGAGGCCAUGGCAAAGUCCCGCCGGCUGGAGCGCAGCACGAGCAGCUUCAGUUACUCCUCUUACCACACCCUGGAGGAGAUAUAUAGCUGGAUCGACAACUUUGUCACUGAGCAUUCAGACAUCAUCUCAAAGAUUCACAUUGGCAACAGUUUUGAAAAUCGCUCCAUUCUUCUGCUGAAGUUCAGCACGGGAGGUUCUCGGCGCCCGGCCAUCUGGAUUGACACAGGAAUCCACUCCCGGGAGUGGAUCACCCACGCCACAGGCAUCUGGACUGCCAAGAAGAUUGUCAGUGAAUACAGAAGAGAAGGUGUGCUGAUGGAGAUUCUGAAUGCCAUGGACAUCUUCAUAGAGCUUGUCGCCAACCCUGAUGGGUUUGCUUUUACCCACAGCAUGAACCGCUUGUGGCGGAAGAACAAGUCCACCAGACCUGGCGUCUUCUGCAUUGGUGUGGAUCUCAACAGGAACUGGAAUUCAGGCUUUGGAGGAAAUGGUUCUAACAGCAACCCCUGCUCAGAGACUUACCACGGGCCGUUUCCUCAGUCGGAGCCGGAGGUGGCUGCCACUGCCAACUUCAUCACAAGCCACGGGAACUUCAAGGCCUUGAUCUCCAUCCACAGCUACUCGCAGAUGCUCAUGUACCCUUACGGCCACACUCUGAAACCUGCUGCAAACCAGGAGGAGUUGUUCGAGCUUGCCGAGGGCGCAGUGAAGGCCCUGCAUGAAGUCCACGGCAUCGAGUACAUGUUUGGCAGCAUCAGCGCCACACUGUAUGUGGCCAGUGGAAUCACCGUGGACUGGGCUUACGACAGAGGCAUCAAGUACGCCUUCAGCUUUGAGCUGCGUGACACCGGGCGCUACGGCUUCCUGCUGCCGGCCAAUCAGAUCAUCCCCACGGCCCAGGAGACGUGGCUGGCGCUCCUCACCAUCAUGGAGCACACCUGGGCCCACCCCUACUAGCACCCUACCCAGCCCUGAGCAGGAGGG
Messenger RNA from Ochotona curzoniae (black-lipped pika), 1285 nucleotides. It is a transcript of the gene CPA5, whose product is annotated as carboxypeptidase A5. The transcript is spliced from 11 exons. NCBI's taxonomy places the organism in Eukaryota, Metazoa, Chordata, Mammalia, Lagomorpha, Ochotonidae. Bases 50 to 1258 code for a protein of 402 amino acids. Gene Ontology annotation, biological process: proteolysis. The record is from RefSeq and is a predicted model, not a curated record. Gene Ontology annotation, molecular function: zinc ion binding; metallocarboxypeptidase activity.